AUUACAUAAUGAUGAUGCACCCACCCACGCCGUGCCCAUGAUUAAUCCAAUUGGUGGGCAGAGGAGACGUGACAUGAAGACGUCAGUCACGGCCCAUCACAAAAGACAGACCACACAUCAGAUCCAUAUGCCUCUUAUGCCUUCUUGUCCUGGUUAGCUGCCCCCUCCCCCUCUGGCCUGCUGCUGCUAGCGGCCCUCCAUCUCAUCUCGCGACCGCUUCGUUCCGCGGCACAACUAAGGAACGAGACAGACAGACAGACCGCACGCUCAAUGAACAGAUGAGCUGGUGGUGUGGCCAUGCCUACCUGUUCGUUGAGCAUGGCGUUCUCCUGACGGAGACGCUCAUUCUCGGCCUCCAAACACUGCCGGUCGGCCGACUCCUGUGCAGCAGAGAUGGAUGGACACAAACAGCAGAUGUCCAUGGUGAGUGAAAGGGUCGGCCAGCUGACCUUGACCAGGGCUUUGUGCAGCUUUGCAAAGGUCUCUUCAUCUUGCGGAUUGAUGGCUUCCUUGAGGGCCUUCUCAAAUGUCUUCUGCACUGCUGGGGGCAGGGUGAGCAGUAUGGGGAGGACAGCAGCCGCUUCCGCAGGAUUUUGCCGAAUGACUUCGGUCGUCAGCCCGAACACAUGCGGCGGACUGCCGAUCGCCGAUGCCCAGAACAGCACCAGGGGAAGGCGAUGGUGGCACACUCCAGACAGCGAGGUCAGCAUCUGGACGGCGACCUCACGAUGAAUCGACCUGCAGAAACACAUGCGUGGACAUGCAACAAAGCAGUAAGUGUGCCGCCCAUAUGUGUGUGUUUGUGUACACACAUUGCUUGCUUCCUUACUUGGCCAUGUGUGUGACGCCAUCCCACUGCCCCUCCUUUGCGCACAGUCGUAGGUAGUGCAGGGCGAGGACGCGCAUCGGAAACAGACGGAUGAAGACCUUCAUGUUGAUGUCCUUGAGCCGCGCCUCUCCCGCUCCCUGCUGUGCCAACGACUCAGCCGAGAUGUUUUGCAGACUCCCCCGCGACUCCCACGGUCUCUGAAACAGCUGAAACUGGAAGGGGAGAGUUAAGGGGACGACUUCCAUCACACCGCCGCCAUUGCAUUUGUUGAAUGACAUUGGGCCGCCGCCCAUCACUGUGGGCAUCUCAUGCAGCCGGAUGGCCUUCCGGCCGGCGUUAUCGCCGCUCUGCGCUGCUCGCGCCGCUGCCGCCGUGCCAUUGGGGAUCUCCAGGGAGGCGUCAGGAGCGAAGCACGUCACAUGCGACUCUGCCACAUUGCCCUCAUUGAUCCUCCCAAAGGUGAAGCACCACGAGGCCACGUCAGCAUACACGGCCAGACGGACGUGAACUGGCCUCACAGCAUCUCUUCCAUGUGACUGGUUGUUGUAUGCGUUGCCUUCCUUGGCAAAGGGAAGCUGCUUGGCCAGUGCGUUGAUCUCCCGGAAUCGCCUGUCCUUGAAGGUAAACGAGGCCUCAAAACCCCUUCUCUUCAAAAUUCUUCUUUCACGGACACUGCUCUUUCCCAUCUCACACCCGCUUCUUUUCGCUUCCUCGUGCUUCGCUGAAGUUUUGGUGUGCAUGGUGUUUAUGUGUUUUGGGGUCUCUGCGGUUUAAUGACUAGGUGUGUUUGGACAAUGUGUGACGUUCCCUGUGAAUGAACACGUAUUGACAAUCACACACACACAGACACACACAUGGACACAUGAAAUGAGUCCAUCAAUCGGUCUGCAGAGACCCCACCCAUCUCUUCAUGACAUGGGUGGGUUGGCCAUCGGCCAGCUUGUCAACCUGCUAUCUGUCUGUGCUGUCCAUCAGCUGCAAAGGUCGGCAUCUUCCCGUCACGAAUGGGCCAGUAGAUCUGCAACACUCAGCAACAGCGCCCGCAACACUCAGUGUGUCUCUGAGGGGCUUCCUGGCGUCACGGCCAGGGCCUGCCAAGGCACACGAGUCAGUGGAUGAGCUGCGGCAGGACAAGGCCGACCUGGCGGUGCAGAUCAGCCAGCUGCAGGUGGGAGAGAGGGAGAGGGAUGAGAUGAGCAUGAUGAGCAAGAACCUUGCGUCGCCGUCGCGGAUGGCGUUGGCAGGCAGGCCUGGGGAGGUGACGGUUGCGAGGGGGGUGUAGGGAUGGGGCAGCCCCACCACAGUCAUGGGGUACGCGCCCCUGCCAAUGGAUCCCUGCUGAUUGUUGGCGAAGGGUCGUGCGGUCAGGGGCAAUGUGAGAGUAAAGACGUCGGCCUCGAACGAAGCCGCUGCACACAGGCACAACAAGAAGGGCAUGCACCAUCUACCCGAAAGCCUCUUCAAACUCAAUGUCAUUCUCCUUACCGUGUGCUGCAGCGAGUGACGAGCUCCCUGUGGCAUCCGUGAGGAACUUGGCGAUCUCUUGGCGGCCCAUAUCGACGCAGCCCUUGGACAGUCCAUCUCCCACGCUGGCUACCAGGCUGACGGCCGCCUUGAUGGCGUCAUCCGUGUCGUCUUCUCCACCCUCACACGAGCGCCACUGCGCCCGGAUCACGUCAGGGUUGUUGCGCAGAGCCGGCAGGAGCCCCGUGAGAAUGUCCUUGUGUUGGUGGAUGAAGCGGGCGAUGAAGGCAUACUUGCCGAAGCUCUGCAGCAGGCUGUCGGCCAGCUGACGGUCACGGAGCCAUCCGUCCACCACCACCUGUAAGCCGCAACAGACAGACCAAUGGCGCAGCGCAUCAACCGGCAUGACCCAUACAUUUGCGCUCUCUGACUGACCCGUCUGUGUAUGCGCCACAGCAGACUUUGGUGGCUACGGGGUGUGAAGAUUUGGUCGGUGUCGAAGUGGAGGUAGUCGAGCGCAAUCAUUGCAUCCAGCAGGUUGUCUUUGGUAAGCAACUUGACGAUGUCCAGCUCUCGCUGCAGCACCACCAGUCCAGCGGUCCGAGUGACCUUUUCGAUGCACACCUGCCGCUGUUGGCCCUCUUGAAACUCGCCAUCAAGAACCUGUUAAUUGACACACACACACACACACACACAUAGAUAACACACGUGCAUAUGAGGCGGGCUCGUGGUGAGUGUGACCUUCUGGAAAAACUUGUACUGCCGUGCGUCACUCUCCUUGACGAGCAGAGGGGCAUCUGCCUCCCCAUCACCGGCAAACCGCACACUGAUGCACGGCUCGAGGCCCGCCAUCCCAGAAAACCCUGACACAGACGUUU
This is a messenger RNA of Vitrella brassicaformis, 3171 nucleotides long. Lineage: Eukaryota; Vitrellaceae. The record is from the annotation of a GenBank genome assembly.